Molecule: messenger RNA, 976 nt
Organism: Prunus persica (peach)
Lineage: Eukaryota; Viridiplantae; Streptophyta; Magnoliopsida; Rosales; Rosaceae
Exons: 2
Coding region: 186-959 (257 amino acids)
Molecular function (GO): DNA binding, bending
Source: RefSeq, a predicted model, not a curated record
UCAAAGCAAACCCAGUGCCAUGUGACGAAACGACGUUAUGCAGAAGGUGCCAAAUAGCCAAAAGAUGCAACAUUUCACAUUUAUGCAACAAAGUUUCGAACAACCAUCACCAAAACUUACAACCAACCCAUUUUGCUUCUUCUCUCAGUUCCUCCCUCCAUUACAAUCUUGGAUUUUGGUCUUCAAUGGCAGAAGACAUGCAGUUUGACCAAUCAAUUCAAUCACCAAACACUGUAAUGCCUUCAACACCUCUCCAACUGUCUGGUUUUCUCAGUGGAGACACCAUUGAAGUCAAAGGGGACACUGGGAAUUUGAAAUUCUCAGUACAAUUCAGUGUGCAGAAAAAACAUACACCUGAUCAUCAGAACCACAGCCUCCUCAACUCUCUGGAUGCAAAUGCAUGUUACCCAGAAAACCAUUUCUCUGAGAAUUCAAGUUUUUCUUCAUAUAUGACCCCAAAUGCUGUUCAAGAAGUGGAAGAUCACCAAAGUGCUUCUUGUACACAACCUUCAAAGGGUAAUGAAAUAAUUGAGUCUACUGAGACAAGAAAUAUUGUGACAAGACUGAGGAGUGGGGUGAUGUCUCCUGUCAACUAUUUUCCUCCAAUAUCAUCAGGCAGGAGUUUAAUGAGGCCUUGUUGUGGUGGGAGUGAGAAAUCAAGGAAGAAAAACAGAGGAAAGCUUGAUGUGUUUGAGAGAGUGCUUAGAAGGCAUAGUUCCCCUAUAAAGCCAUGCACUUCUUAUUCUUUCUUUGUGAUGGCAACUUGGGGUGUUGUUAAGUCCUCUUCAUUUGGUGAAACAAGUAAGCAACUUGGUCGAAUGUGGUGCCAACUCCCUCAAACCGAGAAAAGGUUGUACGAGGAGAUGGCUAUGAAGGACAAUGCAAGGUACAAGAUGCAAUGCAUGCAGUUGAUGGGAAAGCCACUCAGAGUACUGCAAAAAGGUAGAAGAAGUGGAUAGCAAGACAUGGCUUCCAG